UUCGACGCGCUCAAAUGGGAUUCAAAGACAGGCUACGUGUGGAGCGAUUCUUCUUCCUGCAGAGCUCCUGGUCAGUGGACGCAUCACUCUGAGGAAUUGUUACCUGCUGCCAUGGGGGCUUCUGAGAGCUACCCAGCAACACCCACCUGCAAGCCUUUGCUUAAUAAACACCUGGCGCAUGUCAGAGACCCACGAUCACCCACCGCUGGGAUCUUGAGAACUCCCAUUGAGGUAGACAGCUCCGCCCAGGGGAGUCCCAUAUCGCUUUUGAAAGAAAAUGAAUUGGUGGCCAAUAACCAGAAUCUGAACUGCGACCCACGCUCCCCAACACCCGGUAUCUCGCGUACCCCCAUGAAAGCUGUGGUGGCUGACACCCUAAACUGCCCGGUGAAGCAGCUCAGCGAAGUCUUUAUGGCAGUGAAUAUGGACGAAGAGCUGCUUCUUCAGGAGCCUGACUGCUGCGAAGGCCAGAAGCCUGGAGUCGCCGAUGUGAUGGAGGAGGCCUCAGGGGGAAAAGCUGCUUCUGGAGAAUCAUCCCAGGAGAGUCCCUUGUGGGCAGAGGAGGAGAGAAUUGGGCAGCUGCCCUCCCUUGCGUCUAUUGCAGCGGCUACAAGACCAGCUCACCUUGCCAGUGUCCUUUAUCCUACAGGGAGCAAGCCCACAAGGCGCAGGGUGAAUAGCAAAAUUCUGGCAAAGUCAAUGGGUGCUGGACGUUCGCCUCUUAGUAUCCUGCCGGAUGACAACUCCCCAAAUUCCCUUGCUUCUCAUCAGAGUAAGAGGUGUCUGCCGGUGGCAGAUAACCAACGAGAGCGCAAGGAGGGCGGGUUAAGCUCUGGCCGAAGCCUCAAAUCAAGCAGCUGCAGCUGGGAUUCCUUAGACAAGGAGAAUCAACGGUGUCGUUUGGUGGACAAUUAGUCUCCUUCAGAUUCUCCAUGGAUUACUGGCCUCUGGCAGGGAGGCUUCAAAGACUCUAGUGGAGGCAUGUGGUGGCAGCGGCAUGGUCUUUGCCUCCCUGGCAGCUUGUUUCCUGUGUGCCACAUCUGUCCUAGGCAAGAGAGGGAGACACCUUCAUAUAUUUCCCCCUCUCUAGUUCUCAUAUUUAUGUUUUAUCAUGUACAGAUCCUUGAAUGUUCACUACUACCAAAUUUCUGUGUU
Messenger RNA from Elgaria multicarinata webbii, 1155 nucleotides. It is a transcript of the gene CDCA3, whose product is annotated as cell division cycle associated 3. The transcript is spliced from 6 exons. The record is from RefSeq and is a predicted model, not a curated record. Lineage: Eukaryota; Metazoa; Chordata; Lepidosauria; Squamata; Anguidae. Bases 112 to 915 code for a protein of 267 amino acids.